Molecule: messenger RNA, 3725 nt
Organism: Mangifera indica (mango)
Lineage: Eukaryota; Viridiplantae; Streptophyta; Magnoliopsida; Sapindales; Anacardiaceae
Product: isoleucine--tRNA ligase, chloroplastic/mitochondrial
Exons: 22
Coding region: 94-3462 (1122 amino acids)
Biological process (GO): isoleucyl-tRNA aminoacylation
Cellular component (GO): cytosol
Molecular function (GO): isoleucine-tRNA ligase activity; ATP binding; aminoacyl-tRNA deacylase activity
Source: RefSeq, a predicted model, not a curated record
UUCAAAAUAAAAGGUUUUGGUUCAAUUAUCCACACCAUGUUCUCCCUCUCAAAACUAAAUUAUCAGAAUAAAUAAAUAAAUAAGCAGACAAACAUGGCUUUCAUUUGGAAGUCAUUUGCUGCAAAUUCCUCUGUAUCAACUCCUAGAGAAGCUACUAUUGCCGUGAUGCAGAGCUCUUCGUAUACAGUCCUUUCACAAAGAACUUGCUCAUCCUUUAGGAGAACGGCUUGUAUUAAAUUAUUCGAUUUCAGAGGAAGCUCAUCGCGCAGAGCCUUUUCUUUCUUAAAUAUGACACGUUAUUCAACUUACUCUGGUGAUGAGUUUAGUUCUUCUUCAAAGCGAAGAUCUCGAGGACCUGUUAUGGCUGCAAAGAAAGCGGCUGAAGGGAUAAGUCAAGAAGAGGGAAAGUACAAGCACACAGUUGAUUUGCCGAAAACAACUUUUGGCAUGAGAGCUAAUGCUCUGGUUAGGGAGCCUGAAAUUCAGAAAUUAUGGGAUGAUCAUCAGGUUUUCAAGAAGGUUGCAGAUAAAAAUGAUGGGGGAAAUUUUGUUCUUCAUGAUGGCCCUCCAUAUGCCAAUGGAGACCUGCACAUGGGCCAUGCUCUGAAUAAGAUAUUGAAGGAUAUCAUUAAUCGUUUUAAGCUUCUCCAAAAUUAUAAAGUUCAUUAUGUGCCUGGUUGGGACUGUCAUGGCCUCCCAAUUGAGUUGAAAGUUCUGCAGUCAUUGGAUCAGGAUGCCAAAAAGGACCUCACUCCAAUGAAGUUAAGAGCGAAGGCUGCCAAAUUUGCCAAAGCGACAGUCAAAGCUCAGAUGGCAUCUUUUAAGCGCUAUGGAGUAUGGGCAGACUGGAGUAACCCUUAUCUAACUCUUGAUCCUGAAUAUGAGGCUGCACAGAUUGAGGUUUUUGGCCAGAUGGCCCUUGAAGGGUAUAUAUAUCGUGGCAAGAAACCUGUUCACUGGAGUCCUUCAUCACGUACUGCUCUUGCAGAGGCUGAAUUGGAGUAUCCUGAGGGACAUGUUUCAAGAAGCAUAUAUGUCAUUUUCAAGAUAUUGAGUGCCCCUCCAACUUCCAACGGCUUAUUAAAAGAAUUCUUUCCAGAUUUGUGCUUGGCCAUAUGGACAACAACUCCUUGGACUGUCCCAGCGAAUGCUGCUGUUGCAGUGAAUGCCAAACUUCAAUAUGCGGUUGUUGAAGUACAAUCCUUGGAAGGUGUUUCUGUGAUUCCUGAAAAUAAGGAGAGAAAGAUUGGAAAUGUUCUAAAGGAACAGAAGAAGCUUUUCAUUAUUGUGGCAUCUGAUCUUGUGCCCACAUUACAAGCAAAAUGGGGCACGAAGCUUGUUGUCAAGAAAACAUUGUCAGGUUCAGAUCUUGAAAACUGCAGGUAUGUUCACCCAAUAGAUAACAGGGAAUGCCCGGUUGUCAUCGGAGGAGAAUAUAUUACUACAGAAUCAGGAACUGGACUGGUGCAUACAGCUCCUGGUCAUGGUCAGGAGGAUUUUGUGACUGGCUUGAAAUACAGACUACCUAUACUUUCUCCUGUAGAUGAUGAUGGAAAUUUUACUGAAGAAGCUGGACAGUUCAGUGGGCUUCAUGUACUUGGAGAUGGAAAUGGUGCUGUUGUGAACUACUUAGAUGAACAAAUGUCCCUUAUCAUGGAAGAGUCAUACAAGCACAAGUAUCCAUAUGAUUGGCGAACUAAAAAGCCUACUAUAUUCAGGGCAACCGAGCAAUGGUUUGCAUCAGUGGAAGGAUUUCGCAAGGCUGCUAUGGAUGCAAUUGGCCAAGUAAAAUGGAUCCCUCCUCAGGCAGUAAACAGAAUUUCUGCAAUGACUUCUAGUCGCUCGGACUGGUGCAUAUCAAGACAAAGAACAUGGGGAGUUCCUAUUCCAGUCUUUUAUCAUGUGAAGUCAGGGGAACCUCUUAUGAAUGGAGAAACUAUUGAUCAUAUCAAGUCUAUAAUAUCUCAGAAGGGCAGUGAUGCAUGGUGGUACAUGACUGUGGAGGAUCUACUUCCAGAAAAAUAUCGUACAAAUGCAUCAGACUAUGAGAAAGGAACGGAUACAAUGGAUGUCUGGUUUGACUCUGUUCUAAAAUCUCUUCAUAUUCAUCUGACAUGGCCCUUCAGUUGGAAUCUGGUGUUUCUUAGUUUCUCACAUCCUAUUCCAGGUUCUUCUUGGGCUGCUGUGUUGGGAAAAAGAAAUGGCCUUGGUUUUCCUGCAGAUUUGUACCUUGAAGGAACAGACCAGCAUCGUGGAUGGUUCCAGAGUUCUUUGUUAACAUGUAUUGCAACUAAAGGAAAGUCUCCAUAUUCCAGUGUUGUAACACACGGAUUUGUAUUAGAUGAGAAAGGUUCUAAGAUGAGCAAAUCUUUGGGUAAUGUUGUAGAUCCACAAAAGGUUAUCGAGGGAGGGAAAAACCAAAAGGAAGCACCUGCCUAUGGAGCUGAUGUUUUACGUCUCUGGGUUUCAAGUGUGGAUUAUACAGGUGAUGUGAUGAUUGGCCCUCAGGGCCUCCGUCAAAUGUCUGACAUAUACAGAAAGCUUCGAGGAACACUUAGAUACCUUUUGGCUAAUCUGCAUGAUUGGAGUGUUGGUAAUUCUGUUCCAUAUGAUGAUCUUCCCAUUAUCGAUCAGUAUGCCCUAUUUCAACUUGAAAAUGUUGUGAAGAACAUCAGAGAGAGUUAUGAAAACUAUCAGUUUUUUAAAAUUUUCCAGAUUAUACAAAGGUUUGUCAUCGUCGAUCUGUCAAAUUUCUAUUUCGAUGUUGCCAAAGAUCGGCUUUAUGUUGGGGGAUCAACAAGUUUUACUAGAAGAAGUUGUCAAACAGUUCUCUCUGCACAUCUGCUUUCCAUUGUUAGGAUAAUUGCUCCAAUUCUGCCACAUCUGGCUGAAGAUGUGUGGCAAAACCUCCCCUUUCAGUAUACUCUUGAAGAUGGUUCUAUUGCUGAAUUUGUUUUUGAAUCAAAAUGGCCCAUGUUGAAUGAAAGAUGGCUUGCCUUCCCUGUUGAAGAAAUUGAUUUCUGGGGAAAAAUUCUUGAGCUGAGAACAGAGGUAAAUAAAGUGCUGGAGGUUGCUCGUACAGGGAAGUUAAUCGGUUCAAGUUUAGAGGCGAAGGUUUAUCUACAUACUGGUGAUGCUAGUCUGGCUUCUAGAUUGCAUGAAAUGUGUGCAGCUAAAAACGAUGCGGAUACAUUGCAACGUAUAUUCAUAACAUCUCAGGUAGAGGUGAUUCCGUCUAUGGAGAAGGAAGUGAUUGAGAAAAUUCCCUAUUCCGGAGAGUAUCUCGUUCAAGGAAAGGAUAGGAUAUGGAUUGGUGUGUCGCAUGCAGAGGGUUCAAAAUGCGAACGAUGCUGGAAUUACUGUCUGCAAGUUGGAUCCUUUGUAGACCACCCCACACUUUGCAGUCGCUGUUAUAAUGUUAUUGCAGUUCAACCACUGCCUUCUAUGGCAGCUGUCAGCUAAGAGCUCAAGGAUUUAUCUGGUUUGUUCGAUAUUCUGAGUUUCAUGGUGAGAUUUGAUGGUGGUGACUAAGCUUUAACUUCAACCUUGGUAUAUGCAGUCCAUUUUUGGCCAAGUGAUCAGAAACCAAAGGUAUAAAGCUAUUACAAUCCCAAAUUAUAAUAACUUCAAUUCCAUUCUUUGGUUAUAAAUUAUUUGAAUAUUUACAUACAUGAGAUACGAAGGGAUGCUAAUCAAAAUUAUUUAUUGAAUAUUUAUUUUCAUUU